Caenorhabditis briggsae is the source of this 129-nucleotide messenger RNA. The transcript has a single exon. The record is from RefSeq and is a predicted model, not a curated record. The coding region runs from base 1 to 129 and encodes 42 amino acids. Lineage: Eukaryota; Metazoa; Nematoda; Chromadorea; Rhabditida; Rhabditidae.
AUGUCGUUCGUUCCAUCCGAAGUUCGACUCGAUCACACAUAUCUGGAGUGGGAUAGAGAGUGGAUUUUCCAAAGACUUCCAAAGGUGAGUGCAUUUCAAAUUGGUGAUAAGAAAAAAAAAAAUUUUUAG